AUGAAUACAUUAACUGUGAUACUAUUGGUGACUAUAAAUCACUUAGCAUAUGCUACAAAUCAAAAUCCUGGUCAUUUAAAACCAUUUGGUUCCGUAGGAUCUUUACUUAACAUCAGCGAAUUGUAUAACGAAUUUCCAACAGUAGUAGAAUUUUUCACAAAUUAUCUUCCAAAAUCAGAACCCAUCGUUUCUCGUCAAGUCCUAAUUAAUGACAAGGAUUAUUCUGUAUGGCAAACAGAUGAAAAACUUGAAAACAAUGUUUACGGCUUAUCAACUUUGAAUAUUAAAGUUGAAACAUUCAAAUCAAAACAACGAAAAAAAGUUCAAAUGACAUUUGGUGAAUUUUUAGAUCGAUAUGGAAAAGAACCAUUAUUGUUUGUUAAUCCCGUACCGACAAUUCUUCAAAAAUAUCUUGUUGUUCCAAAACCAUUACAAUGUGAUGUCGUAAUUGAAAAUUUUCAAUCAACAAUUCUACUCAUUAAUGGUAUGAAUGCAUCACCACUAAUGAUCGGUGAAGAUCAUGAUCGAUUUCAUUGUAUCAUUCGUGGCCAUAAACGUAUUGUUCUUGUUAAUACAUUUAAAUAUCCUGAUGUUCGCAAAACGAUUCUACCAGAGAAACGAGGACAUCGUGGACCAUCGAUUAAUCCAGACAAAGUUGAUCUCGAUCAAUUUCCCGCAUUUGCAAAUAUCGACUAUCACGUAGUUGAUCUAAAAUCAGGUGAUUGUUUAUUUAUUCCAAAUUCUUGGCUGUUUCAAGAGCGUACACUAAAAAAUACAAUAUCAGUUAUCUAUAAUAUUAAACAUCAUCAAGCAUUGCAUUUGAAUGUCGAUCAAUUGAAUACUUGCUCAAACUAUGAUCCAACAUUUACACUUGAUCAAGUUGUUUGGCCGGCUGAACCUCAAACUUUUGGGGAAGUAAUAAUGAAUCUGAUUAAUUCAAAAGUGCAAGAUUUCGACAAAUGGCAAGAUGCAUUUUCUAAACAUUUAUCGUUCGAUUUGGCAUCGGAUUCAACAGGAUCAGCUCUGUUCGAAGAGUUUUUUGAUAGUAUUGAUAUCGAUAGUGAUGGUCAAAUAACAUCUGCUGAAGUUGGUCAAAUACAAGGAAUGCAUCAACAUCAUAUCACUGAUAUACUCUUUGAAAUAACAAAACUUAUACAUAGUAGACAAACAGCAAAUGCAUCUACGCCUGUUGAUUCCAAUGAUACGCAAUCAACUGAAGAUGACGAUGAAGCUGAUAAAUCUGAUUUAUAA
Messenger RNA from Rotaria socialis, 1251 nucleotides. Lineage: Eukaryota; Metazoa; Rotifera; Eurotatoria; Philodinida; Philodinidae. The record is from the annotation of a GenBank genome assembly.